AUGUCAUUAUUUUGGAUAUGGUAUGAUUGGAAAUCAGGACGAACUGUUUCUCCUAGUAACGGCGAUCCAAGUAGGAAAGCUCAAAUUUUAAAUCAAACUGGUUUUCAAGUCGAAUUUAAAUUUGAAGAAAGAUAUCGGUGUGGAAUCGAAUUGUUUGGAAAUGAAGCUCAAAAUGGGUGGCAGACUUCAACUAAGACUAAAUAUCAACUAAUAUGGGUAAGAAGAGCACCAUCAUCAAAUAAGGAAAUUUUUGAUAGAUUUGAGUCAGAGCACAUCUGUUGGGAUCCGAAAGAUGGUGAAUUAUUCCAAGCUCAUAGUGGUUCUGAUGUGAAAAUCGAUCGUCGAAUUUGGGAUCAAUAUCAUAUUAGAAAACUUAAUGAGGGUCAUGGAUUUGAACAAGAAUCUCGUACAAGGGCUACUGAAGAACAAAUUGGACAAGAUUUAAUAGAACAAGGAGAAUGGGUAUUAGCAGAGGAUGGUGAAGAAGAAAUAUGA
Messenger RNA from Diversispora eburnea, 495 nucleotides. The record is from the annotation of a GenBank genome assembly. NCBI's taxonomy places the organism in Eukaryota, Fungi, Glomeromycota, Glomeromycetes, Diversisporales, Diversisporaceae.